Molecule: messenger RNA, 1634 nt
Organism: Suillus clintonianus
Lineage: Eukaryota; Fungi; Basidiomycota; Agaricomycetes; Boletales; Suillaceae
Product: surface antigen-domain-containing protein
Exons: 8
Coding region: 29-1489 (486 amino acids)
Biological process (GO): protein insertion into mitochondrial outer membrane
Cellular component (GO): SAM complex; outer membrane
Source: RefSeq, a predicted model, not a curated record
AUGCACGAGAGAUAAUUGUCUUUCUUGAAUGGCCGAGAAAUCCCAUCCUCCGCUGCAGCGCACCGCGCAUUCCAAGGUCGAUGAUCUCGAAAAAAUCAAGGAGUGGCAGGAAGCACGCCUCGAACGGAAACUCCGUGGAGAGUAUGAAUCUGCUAUUUUUAACCUUGCAGAACUUGUCAAUCAAAAUCUCGAGACCUCAAUAUCAGUCACAUCAGUCCGUGUAGAUGGCGCAUCAAAUACCAGGAAGUCUUUCUUAAGCUGGUUGAUCCAGCCGUGGCUUGCACGGCAUACGGACGACCGGGCAAGCAAAUCGAACACCCUGCAAGGAGCGUUGUAUACUGCAAGGGGCAUAAGUCACAUUCUGCAAGAGACAGACCUGUUUCACUCUGUUGAUGCGAAAAUUCAGAGGAGUCGAGACCACCUUGCCAAAGAAGGGGACGUCGACAUUGUUGUCAACACACGUGAAAAAGGCCGGUUCUACUUGAAAACUGCAACGGAAUUCGGUAAUAACGAGGGUAGCGUUAGCGUCACGGGCAGAGUGCGCAACAUAUUCGGUGGAGCUGAAUUCUUGGAAGGUCACUACUCCGCAGGCACAAAAACGCGUCGUUCUUUCCAUGGGCUUCUCUCGCUUCCCCUUUCACCGUCUCUGCGCACAACGGGGCAACUUUCGCUGUUCAGCCUGGAACGAGAUCUCUCUUCUUUUGCAAGUUGUUCGGAGAUCUCACAUGGUUUAAAGGUUGCAAUAAAUAGCAACUGGGGAGUUCAUGGUGUCCACGAAGUCGCAUAUCAGGCCGUUUUGAGGCAUAUCAACAAUUUAGCACCAAGUGCAUCAAUAAGCAUUCGCGAACAUGCUGGUCAAACUAUCAAGUCAUCGAUAUCUCAUUCAUGGACAAAGGAUACUAGAGACGAUAAGCUCGCAGCGUCGCGUGGCUACUAUGGCAAAUUUUUCCAAGAAUUAGCUGGACUGUCAGGGGACGUGUCAUUUUACAAGGCUGAGGUUGAAAGUCAAAUUUCCCGACGCCUCGUUCCAGGCAUGAGCAUCUCAUUGGCUGCACGGUCUGGCUUCUUAAAGGCUCUCACCGGCCAUAGCCAUUUCGCUGAUAGGUUCCAGCUCGGCGGACCACUGAAUUUAAGGUCGUUCAGGGCGAACAGCAUGGGCCCUCGAGAUGGAGGCGAUUCACUUGGCGGUGACCUUUACUGGUCGACAGGCCUUUCUUUGGUGUCCGAUAUCCCGCGGAAACCGCAUUGGCCCAUCAAGUCGCACGUAUUUGUGAACGCUGGAAGGUUGGAUGCAAUGGACGAAACGAAAGGACUAGGCGAGAAUUUAAUAGGGUGCCUACGAAGACCCUCGAUAUCCGCGGGAGUUGGCCUUAUAUACCGAUUCGAUCCUGUGAGAGUAGAGGUGAACUUUGGGGUGCCGCUUGUUGCAAGCAAGAGCGAUGGUGUGCGGAAGGGGUUCCAAGUUGGCAUUGGCAUGGAGUUUCUAUAAAUUCUUCGUGUUCGGGGGUGCAUGUCAGAUAUAAAUGUCUGGUAGCUUUGUGGUAGCUAGUUCACAACUCGCCAAUAUGCGACCCCCCUCUUAAUUGACCCCCCGGGGAUAUUACCUAAUCAUUUACUUCUCGUUUUGAGUGCAU